UGGAGGUUAAGAUGAAUCCUUUUCGAUGGUAUUUAAGCCACGGUGGAAAUUAAAAUUGCAUAGUUCCAAACAAGAUUAGACAAAGACCACACUGUCAAUAAAUACCUCAUAAAAAUGGUCAAAUUUUUGAUAAUCAUGACGACGCUGGUGGCUGCAGCCUUAGCCUACCCCCCUGGUAGUGGUUACGAUUACCAGGGAAGCGGCGUCUAUGGCGGCAGCCAAGGCGGCUACGGAAGCCAAGGGGGAUCCGGUCGAUUUAGCCAAGGAAGCGGUUUCGGCAGCAAUAGCCAAGGACGCGGUUUCGGCAGCGAUAACCAAGGACGCGGUUUUGGCAGCGAUAGCCAAGGACGCGGUUUCGGAAUCGGCAGCAGCAACUACCGUAGCUACGACGGUUAUGGUGGCAGUCAUCAAGUCUCUGGGCUAGAUGGUGGAUAUGGCCAGGGACAGGGCGGUUUCGGUGGCGGCCAGGAAGGCUUUGGUGGAAGCCAAGGAGGUUUUGGAGGUGGUAGCCAUGGAGGUCAAGGAGGAAGCCACGGAAGUCACGGUAGCGGAGAAUACGGACAAAAAUAUUAAGUACCUUA
This is a messenger RNA of Cydia strobilella, 581 nucleotides long. RefSeq names its product ATP-dependent RNA helicase A-like. The transcript has 4 exons. Bases 115 to 573 code for a protein of 152 amino acids. The record is from RefSeq and is a predicted model, not a curated record. Lineage: Eukaryota; Metazoa; Arthropoda; Insecta; Lepidoptera; Tortricidae.